Molecule: messenger RNA, 585 nt
Organism: Adineta ricciae
Lineage: Eukaryota; Metazoa; Rotifera; Eurotatoria; Adinetida; Adinetidae
Source: the annotation of a GenBank genome assembly
AUGUAUAUCCAUCCAACAAAUCAACAUACAUCUUGUUUUCUUCAAAAUAUGUUUACAUCGAUGUCUAUUGAAAAAUGUUCAUUGUCUACUUUGUCAUCGACGAAAGCUUAUUCGAAAGUUGUGGGCGCUCCGAUCUUGAAUCCAACCUCACAAACAAUGUCAGCUCUAAGUUCAAAUCUUCUCACAGAUAAUCAAACGAAAACAACAUCACAACGUUAUAAAACUGAAUUAUGCCGUUCAUACCAUGAAACUGGCAUGUGCAAAUAUGGUGAAAAAUGUCAAUUCGCUCAUGGGUACCAUGAAAUACGUUCGUUCGAUCGACACCCCAAAUACAAAACAGUACUUUGUCGUACAUAUCACUGUACUGGCUAUUGUCCAUAUGGUCCCCGAUGUCAUUUCUUACAUGAUGAAUAUCCUGAAAAUUCACCAUGUAGUUCACUUACAUCUUCGAUUUCUCCAUCAUCCUCAAUUGGUAGUGAUAUUCGUUCUUCAGUAUCAUCAUCUCGUUCAAUUUCACCAAUGGAUUCACCCAUCUUGAAUUCCGAUGAUUAUCUCUUUCUUCCAUCGUUUUUACUAAACAAAUAA